This is a messenger RNA of Gymnogyps californianus (California condor), 13448 nucleotides long. RefSeq names its product vacuolar protein sorting 13 homolog D (gene VPS13D). Gene Ontology annotation, cellular component: extrinsic component of membrane. NCBI's taxonomy places the organism in Eukaryota, Metazoa, Chordata, Aves, Accipitriformes, Cathartidae. The record is from RefSeq and is a predicted model, not a curated record. Gene Ontology annotation, biological process: protein retention in Golgi apparatus; protein targeting to vacuole; mitochondrion organization. Gene Ontology annotation, molecular function: protein binding.
CGUCCCGGCGCACCAUCGAGGAGGCGGCCGCCACCGGGAGCCCAGAGUGAGACUAUAAUUAUGGAACAGAAAUCCAGAAAAUGACAGAAAAACAUUAGUUGCCCUCUUCUAGGACAGUCAUGUUGGAAGGAUUGGUAGCCUGGGUCCUCAACACCUAUUUGGGCAAAUAUGUCAAUAACCUGAACACAGACCAACUUUCGGUCGCUCUUCUAAAGGGUGCUGUUGAAUUGGAAAAUUUGCCACUAAAGAAAGAUGCCUUGAAGGAACUGGAAUUACCAUUUGAAGUAAAGGCAGGUUUCAUUGGCAAAAUAACACUACAGAUACCUUUUUAUCGCCCACAUGUGGAUCCAUGGCUGAUAUCUGUCUCAAAACUGCACUUAAUUGGUGCACCAGAGAAAAAAGAAGAUUUUGAUGAGGAAAGGGAGAAGUUGCAAGAAAGAGAACACAAGAAAGCCCUUCUUCUAGCACUUGAAGAAAAAUGGAAAAAAGAACAACAACAGAAAGGGGAAUCUUACUGGUACUCAGUUACUGCAUCUGUAGUCACAAGAAUUGUAGAAAACAUUGAAUUAAAAAUUCAGGAUGUCCAUUUGAGGUUUGAAGAUGGUGUCACAAAUCCUUUGCAGCCAUUUGCAUUUGGCAUAUGCAUCAAAAAUGUAUCAAUGCAAAAUGCGGUAUUUGAACCAGUAGAGAAGCUGAUGCGGAAGAAACAGUUGGAUGUUGCCGACUUCAGUGUUUAUUGGGAUACUAACUGCACUUUAUUGGGUGACCUGCCUCCUGGUCAGCUACAGGAAGCAAUGGAUAAAAGUAUGGAAAGUCGUGAUCAUAACUACAUCAUGGAACCUGUGUGCACUUCCGCUCUUCUUAAGAGAAAUUGUUCUAAGGAGCCUUUAAGAUCACGCCAGACUCCACGGCUUGAGUGUGACAUUCAGCUUGAGACUAUACCCUUGAAGCUUUCACAGAUGCAGUAUCAGCAGAUCAUGGGAUUUUUAAAGGAACUGGCUAGAAAGGAACGACAGCUUAAAUUCAGGAAGUGGAGACCAAAGCUUACAGUAACAGAGAACUGCCGAGAAUGGUGGAUCUUUGCUUUGAAUGCUAAUCUUUCGGAGAUCAGGGAGCAGAGACAACGUUCUACCUGGGAGUUUGCAUUACAUCGGGCCCAAGAUGCGAUAUCUUACACUGACAUGUAUUACAGCAAGUUGAAGGGGGAACCACUGUCUACUGCAGAGCAGGCAGAAAUGCAUCGUAUUGAGGAUGAGCAAACUUAUGAAGAGUUGAAGAUACUAUAUGAGAUAGUUCAUGAUAAGUUUCAUGACCUAGCUGAGAGUGUUAAAGAGCCGCUGCCUGAUUCCCCUGGAGGUUCCCCUACAGCCGAAUCUGCACAUGGCAGUAGCUCUGGAAUGCUGCAGUAUCUUCAGUCUUGGUUUCCUGGUUGGGGAGGUUGGUAUGGAUAUGCUCAGCAAACAUACGAAGGUGAACCUUUUGAAGGGCUGCUGCCAGACCCAAAGGAACAGUGGAAUCCAGAAGACAUACUAGGUGCAGAUGAAUUUUUUGAUCCUGCUGCAGAUGCUUCUAGCAUGAAUACCUUUACAAAGAGAGAUCAUGUUUUUGCUAAAUUAAAUCUACAGUUGCAGGGUGGCUCUUUCACUCUGUUGCAUAAGGAGAAGAAGGUGGUACAGGCUGAGGAGACUGCUUUUAUGCAGCUGGAGUUUUCAGGUGUAAAGAUCUUAGCAGAAUCCCUUCCUCGCAGAAAUUCUUCCCUUCUCAAAGUUCAGCUUGGUGGUCUUUUUCUGAGGGAUUUGGCAACAGAAGGGACCAUAUUUCCUGUUCUUGUUUUCCCGAAUCCUCAGAAAGAGGUUGGCUGCAUGUCUUCCUUUGGACUCCAGAGUUUGUCCUCAGAAAUGACUAAUCAGAACACUGUUGCAGAUCCUGAUGCCGCAGUGUUUGAGAUGCUUUACGAAAGAAAUCCAAUCCACAGCAAUUUUGAGAGGCGCCUGGAAGUCAGUACCAGACCUCUAAAUAUUAUUUACAAUCCACAAGCCAUUAAGAAAGUAGCUGACUUCUUCUACAAGGGAAGGGUUCAUACCUCAGGUUUCGGAUAUCAAUCUGAGUUGGAGGCAAGAGUGGCUGAAGCUGCCAGAAGACAGUACAACAAGCUGAAAAUGCAGACAAAAGCUGAAAUCAGGCAAACCAUUGAUCGUUUACUAGUAGGAGACUUCAUUGAAAACAGCAAAAGCUGGACCGUGUGCCUUGAUAUUUCUGCCCCUCAGGUGAUCUUUCCUGAUGAUUUCAAAUUUGUGGAUCCAGUGUUAGUUGUUGUAGAUCUGGGAAGAAUAUUACUUACCAAUUCUCAAGAAGAAUCUAAAAGGAGUGCAGAUACUUUUUCUUCAGAAGUCAAUGAAUUGAGUGAUGAGGAAUAUAAAACACCUCUUGCAACUCCUCCCAAUACUCCACCACCAGAAUCUAACACUAAUAGUGGCAUCAAAAUGUCUGAAUUUACUGGAGUAGAAAUAAGUGAAGAGCAGCUACAAGCACACUUAAUGAGUAAAAAAAUGUAUGAGAGAUACACGCUUUCAUUUAUGGACCUUCAGAUCAUGGUGGGCCGAGUGAAAGACAACUGGAAACACGUUCAAGAUAGUGAUGUGGGUCCAACUCAUGUGGUAGAAAAAUUCAAUGUUCACUUGCAGUUGGAGCGCAGAUUGAUAUAUACAUCUGACCCAAAAUACCCAGGAGCUGUCUUGUCUGGCACUCUGCCAGACUUGAAAAUUCAUAUCAAUGAAGACAAAAUAUUGGCUCUGAAGAACUGUUGUACACAGCUGAGUACAUCUGAAACUAAGUCUUCUGAUGCCCUACAUUUAGGGAAAGACAAGAUAUUUGCAGAGGUAGACCAGCUUGGCAGUUUGCAUGAUUCUGUAAUGAAUCUAACACAGAGUGUUGUAAUGCUAGAGCAGCAUACCAGGGAAGUUCUUGUUGAAUCUCAGCUGCUUUUGGCUGAAUUCAAAGUAAACUGUAUGCAGUUGGGUGUUGAAAGUAAUGGACGAUAUAUCUCUGUACUCAAAGUUUUUGGCACCAAUGCCCAUUUUGUGAAAAGGCCAUAUGAUGCGGAAGUGUCGCUGACUGUUCAUGGUCUGUUACUCGUUGAUACUAUGCAAACAUAUGGAACAGAUUUUGAUCUUUUGAUGGCUUCUCAUAAGAAUCUGAGUUUUGAUGUGCCAACAGGAAGUCUUCGAGACAGCAGGGCUCAGUCCCCAGUUUAUGGACCAUAUGAUGCACAUCCCAUUGACGUAGCUAGUUUGGCAGAGAGAUGCACUACAGCCUCAAAUGCUUCAUCGGGUAACAAUGGAAAAGAUCAAGAAUCCCUGAUAAAAUUAGAGUAUCAGUUUGUGAGUGCAGAAUGCCCAUCGAUGAAUUUGGAUAGCAGUCUGCAGGUGAUCUCUGUACAGGUGAACAACCUGGAUAUCAUCCUUAAUCCAGAGACUAUUGUUGAACUGAUUGGGUUUCUGCAGAAGUCUUUCCCGAAGGAGAAGGAAGAUUCUAGUCCUCAGCCUUUAAUAACUGACUUGGAAAGAGAUUGGAGGGAACAGGAAACCUUCCAGUCUACUUAUGUACAGAAUACAGAGGUAGCAGUUGAUAUUCACUGGUUAAAUAUACUCCUCCUCAGGACAGUUGGCAUGACAAAUGGAGAAAAAUAUGGCAGAAAAAUUGCAACAGCCAGUAUUGGUGGCACCAAAGUCAAUGUCUCUAUGUGUAGUAAAUUUGAUGUAAAUGGCUCUCUUGGAUGCCUUCACCUUAUGGACCUAACACAAGAUAGUGUUAAGAACCAGUAUGUUGUCAGCAUAGGGAAUACGGUAAGGUACGAAAAUCUCAUUGGUGAUGUAGAUUACUUUGAAUCUUUAUUCUUUAGGCUUGAUGAUGGAAAUAGCCUUCCAGAUGCUUUAAGUUUCACUUUCACAGAAAAGUCAAAAGAGGAGUGUUCCCUCAACCUCAAAAUGGCCUCCUUACACUACAACCACUCAGCUAAAUUUUUGAAAGAACUAACUUUGUCAAUGGAUGAAUUGGAAGAGAAUUUCCGCAGCAUGCUGAAAAGUGCAGCUUCAAAAGUUACUACAGUCUUGGCAACUAAAACUGCUGAAUACAGUGAAAUGGUUUCUUUGUUUGAUACAACACCACGAUCAAGAGAUGUUGCCAACUUAGAAGAUAAUGAAGGCUGUGCAUUUGGAUCACAGCCUCUCAAAACUGAUACUAUUAAGCUUAUAUUAAAUGUAAACAUUGAAUCACCGAUUGUCUCAAUACCUCGAAAGCCUGGUAGCUCUGAACUGCUUGUAGGUCAUCUAGGACAAAUAUCAAUUCAGAAUUUUGUACCAGGAGAAGAUGAAUCUACAAGUGAUAGACUGCAAGUUGAAAUUAAAGAUAUUAAAAUGUAUUCUUUGAAUAGCGGUCAAUUUACAAGCAAGAAGGAGUCUGCAAGUGAAAUAUCUCAUGGGCUGCAUUCUUCUUCAGGUCCCGCCAGUAUUAAUAGCCAGGAAGAAUCCCAUUUUACUCGUCAUGACUUCUUUGAAUCAUUACAUAAAGGGCAUGCUUUCCACAUUCUGAAUAACACCACCAUCCAGUUUAAAUUGGAAAAGAUACCACUAGAGAGAGAUUUGGAUUUAUCUUUUCCUCUAAGUAAUGAGGACUUUGGAAUAUCAAGCAUUAUGAAGAUUGAAGGGAAAUUUGUGAACCCUCUUCAGGUGGUAUUGGCAAAACACGUUUAUGAACAAGUCCUGCAGACUCUGGAUAAUUUAAUUUACAGUGAAGACUUGAACAAAUUUCCAACCACUUCUGUAUCUUCAGCUUGUCAUAGUUCUCCUUCAGCGUCACUUCAGAGUACAGGCACAGAAUUCUCAAGUGAAAGGAAGGAAAAUGGCUUAUUCAGCCAUUCUAGUUUUAAUUCUGUUCCAAAGAAGUCACUAGCUAUCAGGGAAACAAAGUCUUUUACUCAGAUUCAAGCAAACUUUCGUAUCUCAGAGCUCCAGGUUCAGUUAAGCGGUGAUCUUACACUUGGUGCACAAGGCCUUGUCAGCCUUAAGUUUCAGGAUUUUGAUGUUGAGUUUGCUAAAGAUCAUCCUCAGACUUUGUCUAUUCAGAUUGCCUUGCGUUCUCUGCUAAUGGAAGAUCUUCUGGAAAAAAACCCAGACUCUAUGUAUAAGAAUCUCAUGGUGUCCCGUGGAGCACCCAAGCCAUCCAGUUUAGCACAUAAGGAAUAUCUUUCACAGUCUUGUCCCUCAGUAUCCAAUGUAGAAUAUCCAGAUAUGCCACGUUCCCUACCUUCCCAUAUGGAAGAAGCACCUAAUGUCUUUCAGCUAUACCAAAGACCAGUUUGUGCCUCCCGUAAGAAGCAAAAGGAAGAUGCUGAUUCUGAGUAUCCUCUGACUCCACCUCCUUCUCCAACAGCAGGCAGAUCCAAGUUGCCCUGUGGAAAAAGUAACUUUGAUGAUUCAUUAGUUCAUAUCAAUAUAUUUCUAGUGGAUAGGAAACAUCCUGAGUUUUCUUCUCACUAUAACAAAAUUAACCGUAGUGUAGAUGUUGAUUUUAAUUGUCUAGAUGUCUUAAUAACUUUGCAAACUUGGGUAGUGAUACUGGAUUUCUUUGGGAUUGGAUCCACUGCUGAUAACCAUGCUAUGAAGCUGCAGCCUGAAGAUACUCAGCAGACAAUCAAAUCAGAAAUAAAUACCUUGUCAGCUUCUCAAGCCCAAGAGCCCGUAAACACUAAGCUGGAUCUGAAGGUCCAUUCUUUAUCGUUAGUACUGAAUAAGACAACUAGUGAGCUUGCUAAAGCCAGCGUGUCAAAACUUGCAGCUCACUUGGAAGUGAUUGAGGGAGAUUUAGCCCUGCAAGGAAGUAUUGGAAGUCUGUCCUUAAGUGAUCUUACAGCUCAUGGAGAAUUCUACAGAGAACGUUUCACUACAAGUGGUGAAGAAGCACUCAUUUUCCAAGUCUAUAAAUAUGGGAGGCAAGAUCCGUUACUACAGAGAGAGUGUGAUAUUCGUGUCACUCUGCGAAUGGCAUCUGUUCAGUAUGUGCAUACUCAGCGUUUCCAGGCAGAGGUGGUGUCUUUCAUCCAACAUUUUACUCAGCUUCAGGAUGUCUUGGGGCGGCAAAGAGCAGCAAUUGAAGGACAAACAGUAAGAGAUAAAGCACAGCGAGCUUCCCGAGUUCUUCUUGAUAUUGAGGCUGGUGCUCCUGUUCUGCUUAUACCCGAAAGCUCAAAGUCUAAUAGUCUUAUUGUAGCUAAUCUUGGAAAACUGAAAGUCAAGAACAGAUUUCUGUUUGCGGGUAUGCCGGGUACUUUUUCAUUAAAGAACAAGGAUUCAGUUCAAUUUUCAUCUCCUUUGGGAACCCCGAAACAUACCAUGAAGAAAACAACAAGUGCUGAUGAAUCAAAAGUAGUGAUGGAAGGAUUGUUCAUGAAAAAAUCAUCAGGAACAAACAUUUCUAGGCUGAAGAGUGAGCCUAUGCUGAAUACAUUGAGUAAGCAACAAGGGCAACAAUCAAAGCUACCUAUUGUACCAAACUCUGACAGCCCAGAGGAUCACAUCUGCCUCUUAGACUGCAUUGUGGUUGAUCUGCAGGACAUGGACAUAUUUGCUGCAGAAAGAUAUCAGAGAGAGUAUUCAAAGGCUGUGGAAGAUACUAGUGCGGACUUGAGCUUUCCAUCCUACUUCGUGAGGCAGACAGGAGGAAGCCUAUUAACAGAACCUUUCAGACUGAAGUUACAAGUAGAGAGAAACUUAGACAAAGAGCUAAGUCAUGCAGUUGCAGACAUAUCGAUACAUGGCAAUCUGUCAUCAGUCCAUUGCUCUCUGGAUUUGAAUAAGUAUAAACUGAUACGCGGACUGCUGGAGAACAACCUUGGGGAGCCUAUAGAAGAGUUCAUGCGGCCUUACGAUUUGCAGGAUCCAAGAAUUCAUACAGUUUUGAGUGGAGAAGUGUAUACUUCUAUGUCGUUCCUCAUUGACAUGGUUAAUGUGAGUCUGGAACUGAUGGAUCCAAAAGGAAAAGAUGGACGCAGCUCUUUAGCCAGGUUUGAUUUUAAGAAAUCCAAGUUGCUUUUUGAAAGCUCUUCAAAUGGAACAAAGUCUGUAAAUUUGGUUUCUCAUUCCAUGAUGGCAUUUGACACACGUUAUGCUGGACAGAAGUCUACUGCAGGCACACCGAAUGUGUUUAAUUGCAUCUUCCAGUCAUCAAAGAAUACUAGUAGUCCAGGAGCAAUCCAGAUUGAAUUGCACUUCAGGUCUACUAAGGAUUCCUCCAGUUUCACAGUUGUUCUGAACAAUCUUCGUGUAUUUCUAAUAUUUGACUGGUUGUUACUUGUUCAUGACUUCUUAUAUACUCCUGGAGAUACCAAAAAGCGGGAAAGUCACCCUUCUUCCCGGCAGCGAACUUAUAGCAGUGAAACAACUGUAGUUCCAAAAACGGUGAAAAGUGGAGUAGUUACAAAACGUUCAUCGCUACGUGUGUCUGCAGAAAAACAACUGGAAGUUAAGGUUAAUGUGACAGGAACUGAAUUUGUGGUCGUUGAAGACGUGUCUUGUUUCGAUACCAAUGCAAUUAUUUUGAAGGGGACUACUGUUCUCACUUACAAGCCCAAGUUGUUAGAUCGUCCUUUCUCUGGUAGUUUGUUUGGCAUUGAGGUUUUUUCAUGCCGGUUAGGAAAUGAGCAAGAGACCGCGCUGUCAAUUAUUGAUCCAGUACAAAUUCAGAUGGAACUUGUUGGGAAUGCUUCCUACCCAAGUGGUUCAGGACUGUUGGAUGCUUUCAAUAGUGAGGAUUUUCCACCUAUUCUAGAGAUUCAGUUGCAAGCACUGGAUAUCAGACUGUCUUACAAUGAUGUUCAACUGUUCUUGGCAAUUGCGAAGUCAAUUCCUCAACAGACUAGUGCAGCUAUGCCUGACUCAACUGUAUCGAUUGCUGAAAAUACUGCUAAUCCUUCCAGUUUAGCACUGGUGAAUGAGACUUCUUCCUUGACACUUGAAAACAGAGAAAUAUCCAAACGUGUGUUGGAUCCUGUUCUUGAGGUACAGCUAGCUCGCCUCCAGGAGUUGGGAUUCGGCAUGGAAGAUUGUCGUAAAGCUCUUUUGAUCUGCCAAGGUGACUUGAAAAAAGCAGCGAGUUGGUUAUUUAAGAAUGCUGAACCUUUGAAAUCAGUUUCCCUGACCUCUUCUGGUCGAGAUAGCCAGGGGAUUGUGCCUUUUCAGUUCAUCUCUGGAGUGGAAAUAAAAGCGGAAAGUAUAUGCAUUUGCUUUAUUGAUGACUGCAUGGACUGUGACGUUCCCCUCGCUGAGUUAACCUUUUCACGUUUGAAUUUUCUCCAACAUUUGAGAGCCAACCCUGAAGGCUACGCUCAUUUUACCCUCUCUGGAGAUUAUUACAAUCGUGAGCUUUCAGGCUGGGAGCCAUUUAUUGAGCCAUGGCCAUGUUCAGUUUCUUGGCAACGACAAGCUUCAAGCCGCCUCCACCCUUCCCGACUGAAGCUGGAAGUAAAGGCUAAACACCGUUUGGAUAUAAACAUUACCUCUGUCUUCAUAGAACAAUACACAUGUACCAAACAGUCAUGGAUGGAAGAUUACUGUAAACAGGACAAAGAAGUGAAUGUAAUCAGUUCAGAAGACUGGAUGGGUUCUUCGGUGGAUCCACCAUGUUUUGGGCAGAGCCUUCCUCUUGUCUACCUUAGAACUAGGAGUACAGCCAGUUUGACUAACCUAGAGCAUCAAAUCUAUGCUAGAGCUGAAAUGAAGACUCCAAAACGUAGGCAGCCAUUUGUCCCGUUUGCUCUAAGAAAUCAUACUGGAUGCACUCUGUGGUUUGCUACCCUAACUACAACACCCACCCGAGCUGCACUGUCUCACAGUGGGAGUCCAGGUGUUGUUCCUGAGGAAAACGGGACAUUGCUGGGUGAUGCCCAUAAUGUCAGUGAAUGGCAAGAAGUUAUCACUGGGGAAGAGAUUCCAUUUGAGUUUGAAGCCAGAGGGAAACUCAGACACAGGCACACACAUGAUCUAAGAAUUCAUCAGUUGCAAGUGAGAGUAAAUGGCUGGGAAGAAGUCAGUCCAGUAUCUGUAGACAAAGUUGGAACUUUUUUCCGAUAUGCUGCACCGGAUAAGAACUCAUCCUCUUCUACUCUUGGAAGCCCAAUAAGUAGAACAAAUAUAAUACAUCCACAAGUCUAUUUUUCUUCAUUGCCUCCAGUUCGUGUGGUAUUUGAAGUUACCAUGGAAGGUAGCGCUCGGAAAGUGAUAACAGUGCGCUCAGCCUUGAUUGUGAAGAACAAGCUGGAAACACCAAUGGAACUAAGACUAGAUAGUCCUUCUGCUCCUGACAAACCUGUAGUUCUUCCAGCAGUUAUGCCAGGAGAUUCCUUUGCUAUUCCAUUACAUCUUACAUCUUGGCGUUUGCAAGCCAGGCCAAAAGGAAUGGGAGUCUUUUUCUGUAAGGCUCCAAUUCAUUGGACUAAUGUUCAGAAGACAGCAGAAGUAUGUAGCAGCAAGCGAGAGUGUCAUUCAAUGGAGUCUGAAAUUAGCCGAUUUUUCAGGUUUUGUGUGGCUAUAAAGAAAGAAAAUUAUCCGGAUUACAUGCCUUCCAACAUAUUUUCUGACAGCGCUAAACAGAUUUUCAGACAGCCUGGGCAUACUAUUUAUCUGUUGCCAACGGUGGUAAUCUGUAACUUGCUACCUUGUGAACUCGAGUUCUAUGUUAAAGGAAUGCCAAUUAAUGGGACGUUAAAACCUGGCAAAGAGGCAGCAUUGCACACAGCUGAUACAUCCCAGAACAUUGAGCUUGGGGUACUGCUAGAAAACUUCCCGAUCUGCAAAGAGCUGUUGAUUCCUCCUGGGACACAAAACUAUAUGGUGCGGAUGCGAUUGUAUGAUGUCAACAAACGACUGCUAAAUUUGACCAUAAGGAUUGUAUGUCGUGCUGAAGGUUCUCUAAAAAUACUAAUUUCAGCACCUUAUUGGUUAAUCAACAAAACAGGAUUACCGCUUAUCUUCAGACAAGACAAUGCAAAAACAGAUGCUGCAGGUCAGUUUGAAGAACACGAGCUUGCUAGAAGCCUCAGCCCACUUCUAUUCUGUUAUGCUGAUAAAGAACAGCCAAACCUUUGUACAAUGCGGGUUGGAAAAGGAAUCCAUCCUGAAGGUAUGCCUGGCUGGUGCCAGGGUUUCUCCCUGGAUGGUGGUAGUGGUGUCAGAGCCCUUAAAGUGAUCCAACAUGGAAACCGGCCAGGCCUCAUUUAUAACAUUGGUAUUGAUGUUAAAAAAGGCAGAGGCCGUUAUAUUGAUACAUGCAUGGUAACAUUUGCGCCCCGUUACCUAUUAGAUAAUAAAUCAACCUACAAGCUUGCCUUUGUUCAGCGGGAAUUUGCCAGAGGUCGGGGAACAUCCAAUCCUGAUGGCUAUAUUUCCACACUUCCUGGUUCCAGCGUCGUGUUCCACUGGCCACGUAACGAUUAUGAUCAACUAUUAUGUGUGAGACUAAUGGAUGUCCCAAACUGCAUUUGGUCUGGGGGCUUUGAAGUCAACAAAAACAACUCGUUCCAUAUUAAUAUGAGGGACACCCUGGGAAAAUGCUACUUCUUAAGAGUGGAAAUUACUCUUCAAGGAGCCACAUACCGCGUUGCGUUCAGUGACACAGAUCAGUUGCCGCCACCUUUCCGCAUAGACAAUUUUUCCAAGGUCCCAGUUGUUUUUAAUCAGCACGGUGUUGUUGAGCCAAGACUGUACACUGAAGUGAAGCCCAUGACCUCUCUGGAUUAUGCAUGGGAUGAACCUAUUCUACCACCUUUUAUAAUGCUGACAGUUAAAGGGGCAGGCUCCUCAGAAAUCGUCUGUAGCAUGAAUGACUUCCAAGAUAGCAAGCAGCUUUACUAUGAAAACUUCAUUUAUAUUGCUGCUACAUACACUUUCUCAGGUUUGCAGGAGCCAAGUGUAAGACCAGUUGCUUCGAGUAAGGAUGCUGCAUAUGCAGAGCUUGUCCUUGAUGUCUCUCCAAAGACUCAACGAGUGGUACUGAAAAAGAAGGAGCCAGGAAAACGAUCCCAGCUUUGGAGAAUGACAGGCACAGGAAUGCUUUGCCAUGAAGGUUCUUCAGUUCCUCAUAACCCCCAUAAACCUUCUCCUCGGUCUGUGGACUCUUGUAUGAUUUUAGAUAUUGCAGGCCUGGCAGCUGUCACAGAUAACAGGUACGAGCCCCUGAUGUUGAGAAAGCCUGAUCGACGGCGCAGCACUACCCAGACAUGGAGUUUUCGUGAUGGAAAGCUGACCUGUGGUAUUCAUGGACUUGUUGUCCAGGCAAAGGGAGGAAUACUAGGUCUUCAUGAUGGAGCAGAAGUUGUUCUUGGUCCUGAUACUUCACUUGAACUUUUGGGGCCAGUUCCACCUGAACAGCAGUUCAUGAACCAAAAGAUGAGGCCUGGCUCAGGAGUACUAGCUGUUAGAGUCAUCCCGGAUGGGCCAACUAGAGUUCUACAGAUAACCGAUUUUAACCAACGUAGAAACGAUCGUUUAUCCAGUGAAGAUGAACUUCCAGUUACAGAACAAGAUCUACGCAAGUUAAAAAAUCCAGAUACAGAGCAGGAGUUAGAAGUGCUUGUGAAACUGGAAGGUGGAAUAGGAUUGUCUUUGGUCAACAAAGUUCCUGAAGAGCUAGUAUUUGCAAGCCUCACAAGAAUUCACGUCCACUACACACAACUGUCGACAAGUCAAGUGCUAGAGCUCAGUGUGCAAGACAUACAGGUGGACAACCAGCUUAUUGGCACCACACAGCCUUUUAUGCUCUUUCUGACGCCUAAGAUGAGUGAAAAUGAACCUGUGGAGACUGGUCCUGCUGUGCAAGUAAACGCAAUGAAAUUUCCCAGUAAAAAUGCACUGACUGAUAUAUACAAGCAUCUGAUGAUCACUGCUCGAAAGUUCACAGUUCAAAUUGAGGAGAAACUACUUCUGAAGCUAUUGAGUUUCUUUGGCUAUGAUCAGUCUGAAUCAGAGGUUGAAAAGUAUGAUGAAAACCUCCAUGAAAAGGUUGUUGAACAAAGUGGAGGACAAAAGCGAUACUACUUUGAAAAUCUGAAAAUCAGUGUGCCUCAAAUAAAGUUGAGUGUCUUCACUUCUAACAAGCUGCCUUUGGAUCUCAAGGCAUUGAAAAGCACCCUGGGAUUUCCUCUAAUCCGAUUUGAAGAUGCUGUGAUUGAUCUGGAUCCUUUCACUAGGGUCCAUCCAUAUGAAACUCAGGAGUUUAUCAUGAAUGACAUUCUGAAACACUUUCAAGAGGAGCUGCUUAGUCAGGCAGCAAGGAUUCUAGGUUCUGUGGAUUUCCUUGGCAACCCUAUGGGUCUGUUGAAUGAUGUUUCAGAAGGUGUUACUGGACUUAUAAAAUACGGCAAUGUUGGUGGUCUCAUAAGAAAUGUCACACAUGGAGUAUCAAACUCUGCUGCAAAGUUUGCUGGGACCUUGUCAGAUGGUUUGGGAAAGACAAUGGAUAACAGACAUCAGACUGAACGAGAAUACAUUCGAUACCAUGCUGCAACUAGUGGAGAACAUCUUGUAGCUGGAAUCCAUGGACUUGCACAUGGUAUCAUUGGAGGACUGACAAGUGUAAUAACUUCAACAGUUGAAGGUGUGAAGACUGAAGGAGGUGUCAGUGGUUUCAUAUCAGGCCUUGGGAAGGUGGUUGGCACAGUAACCAAACCGGUGGCUGGAGCUCUGGAUUUCGCAUCGGAAACUGCGCAGGCAGUGAGGGACACUGCAACUCUAAGCGGCCCCAGGACACAAGCGGAGAGAGUGAGAAAGCCACGCUGCUGCAGAGGACCUCAAGGGCUCUUGCCCCGCUAUUUAGAAAGUCAAGCAGAAGGACAAGAACAGCUGUUCAAACUGACGGACAACAUCCAAGAUGAGUUCUUCAUAGCAGUGGAGAACAUAGACAGCUAUUGUGUUCUCAUUUCAUCUAAAGCUGUUUAUUUCCUAAAGAGUGGUGAUUACACAGACCGCGACGCCAUCUUCCUAGAAGUCAAGUAUGAUGAUCUCUACCACUGCCUUGUUUCAAAAGACCAUGGGAACGUGUAUAUACAGUUGACGAAGAAAGCUGUUAAUACAAGUAGCGGUGUAGCAAUGCCAGGCCCAUCACAACAAAAACCAAUGGUGAAAGUGAAAUCUGAAGUUCUUGCAGUAAAGCUAUCUCAAGAAAUAAACUAUGCAAAGAGCCUUUAUUACGAACAACAGCUUAUGUUAAGACUCAGUGAAAACCAGGAACAGCUAGAGCUGGACUCUUGAAACCUUUUCCUCACUGCCAGAGUGAACUGCAAGUACCAGUCUGGAGCCGAUGGUAUUCUCUAACUAGAGAAAGUACUACAUGGGAAGGAAAUAAAUACGAUUUCAGUAUUUAGCUAAAUGGAAUCAUUGUGCAAAAGAAAAUAAGUAAGG